AUGGAAGCCGGCGGUCGUCCCCUGAGGAAUAUCAUCAUAUCCUCUUGGAGAUCAGGCACCACAUUCCUCGGCGAGGUGCUCAAUGCGAUGCCUGGGAAUUACUAUCAUUUUCAGCCUUUACUAAAAUAUGGACAUGUACAACUAAAGGAGUCUGCGCAAGUAAAAGCAGCCUUAAGCUCCAUGAAAAGUUUGCUCAAGUGUGACUUUCGAGGGAUGGAUGACUACUUCGAUUACGGAAGCGGCCAUGAUUUUCAAUUCAGUCACAAUACCAGAUUAUGGGACUAUUGCGAACACAAUAAGGAACUGUGUUCUGACCCUGACUUCAUGACCAGGUAUUGUAGAUUGUUUCCAUUUCAAAGCAUGAAAAUUGUCCGUCUUCGGUUGCAGUUUGUUCAAGAAAUAUUGUCCGAUACUGAGCUUAAUGUAAAAGUAGUGUUCCUAACGCGCGAUCCUCGCGGAGUGAUGGCAUCAAGACUGCAGCGGGGUUUCUGUCGCGCUGCUCCGGAUUGUUCUAAUCCCGAGAUUCUUUGUGAAGGCAUGAUGCGUGAUUAUGAGGCUGCAGGUCGUUUUCUCAAACUUUAUCCUGAUAAGCUUUUUGUGCUGCGCUUUGAAGAGUUUGCACUAAACCCGAACAGUACAACGCAAAAAUUGCAGAAAUUCUUAAGACUAGGACGGACACAAGCGAUGGAUGAGUAUAUAGACUCCCACACCAACACAGAAGUGAGUGGAGUCACCUCUACUUUCAGAGUAUCCCGUGAAGUGCCUUAUCGCUGGAAGAAUACUUUGACAUUUCAAUAUGCUGACCAAAUACAGACGGCGUGUAAAGAGGCCAUGAAGUUAUGGGGCUAUCGUGCUGCUCACAACGCCACCCACAUGGCCAGCGAAGACUUUAAGCCCCUAGAGCAGUACGCGAUAAUGCAGUAA
Bombyx mori (domestic silkworm) is the source of this 924-nucleotide messenger RNA. Its product is annotated as carbohydrate sulfotransferase 3. Bases 1 to 924 code for a protein of 307 amino acids. The record is from RefSeq and is a predicted model, not a curated record. Gene Ontology annotation, molecular function: N-acetylglucosamine 6-O-sulfotransferase activity. Lineage: Eukaryota; Metazoa; Arthropoda; Insecta; Lepidoptera; Bombycidae. The transcript has a single exon. Gene Ontology annotation, biological process: sulfur compound metabolic process; N-acetylglucosamine metabolic process.